Messenger RNA from Solanum lycopersicum (tomato), 2725 nucleotides. RefSeq names its product class V chitinase CHIT5-like. Gene Ontology annotation, cellular component: extracellular region. NCBI's taxonomy places the organism in Eukaryota, Viridiplantae, Streptophyta, Magnoliopsida, Solanales, Solanaceae. Gene Ontology annotation, molecular function: chitinase activity; chitin binding. The record is from RefSeq and is a predicted model, not a curated record. Gene Ontology annotation, biological process: chitin catabolic process; carbohydrate metabolic process.
CAAAUUAGAAUAAUUAAAUUUUGUGUGACAUAGAUAUAUAGAUAUGUCGAUAAAAUUAGAGGUUUUAACAAUAUUGUUACAUCGAUGUAAUUAUUAUAACAAAAACAUGACAAACAAAUAUUGUAGUUACCAAAGAUAGCACAUUGGCACUUUCUGUUUUUAUUUUCUCAUCUAGUUUUAUUAUAUAUAGUUUAUAUUAUGUUAUUGUUGGUGAAGAAAUAGUGACUAACAAAAUAUGGUUGCACUACAAAUGUUGUCAACUUUUUUGGUUGUUGUUGUUGCUAAUUUUCAUGUGUGUUUUGCAUCAACUCCUAUUUCUGUGUCUCCUUCACCUUUGUCUGGUACAAUGCCACCCUUAAUCAAGCCUCUACUCCCGUCGCGCUUUGCACCAUCUGAGAUGCCUCCAUUUCCAGGCGCUAGACCACCUUCUGUUCCAGGCUCGUCUAGUUCACCGUCCUUACCUCUAAUUCCAGGCUUACCUAUACCAUCACUGCCUCCAUUUCCAAGCACUAGUCCAUCGUCCCUGCCUUCAGUUCCAGGCUUACCUAUACCAUUUCCAGGAUCACCUGCUUCACCAUCCUCGCCUCUAAUUUCAGGCUUACCUAUACCAUUAGUGCCUUCAUUUCCAGGAUCACCGUCCUCACCUCUAAUUCCAGGCUUGCCUAUACCAUUAGUGCCUUCAUUUCCAGGAUCACCUAGUUCACCAUCCUCGCCUCUAAUUCCAGGCUUACCUAUACCAUUAGUGCCUUCAUUUCCGGGAUCACCUAGUUCACCAUCCCCGCCUCUAAUUCCAGGCUUACCUAUACCAUUAGUGCCUUCAUUUCCAGGAUCACCGUGCUCACCUCUAAUUCCAGGCUUGCCUAUACCAUCACCGCCUCCAUUUCCAAGCGCUAGUCCAUCAUCCCCGCCUCUAAUUCCGGGAUCGCAUACUUCACGGUCCUCGCCUCUAAUUCCAGGCUUUCCUAUACCAUCAAUACCUCCAUUCCCAAGUACUAGUCCAACAUCCCCACCUCUAGUUCCAGGCUUACCUAUACCAUUCGUGCCUUCAUUUCCAGGCUCGCCUAGUUCACCGUCCUCACCACUAAUUCCGGGUUUGCCUAUACCAUCACUACCUCCAUUUCCAAGCACUAGUCCAUCGUCUCCGCCUCUAGUUCCAGGAUUCCCUAUACCAAUUGUGCCUUCAUUUCCAGGAUCUCCUAGUUCACCGUCCUCACCUCUAAUUCCGGGCUUGCCUAUACCAUCACUUCCUCCAUUUCCAAGCACUAGUCCGUCAUCCCCACCUCUAGUUCCGGGCUUCCCUACACCACCUGAGCCUGCAUUUCCAGGAUUACCUAGUUCACCAUCCUCACCUCUAAUUCCAAGCUUGCCUAUACCGUUAUUGCCUCAAUUUCCAAGCACUAGUCCACCAUUACCACCUUCCAAUCCGAUCUUCCUUGUACCAUCUAUGCCUCCAUUUCCAGCCAUCAGUCCACCGUACAUACCUGUAACACCCCCCUCUGUUUCUGUUCCCUAUUUCAGUCCACCCUCACCAUCCAAGCCUUUAUUUCCCAUCUUUAGUCCACCAAUGAUGCCUCCAACUCCAGCUCCAGCUCCUUUUCCACUAUCUAUGCCUCCAAUCCCUGCCUCAAUACCAUAUCCCGAUACACCUGCUCCUGCUCCUGGACCAGCGCCUCCGCUUUCUGGCAUCAAAGGUGCAUAUUGGCCUUCGUGGGUAGCUGAAAAAGCUACUCCAUCAAGCAUCCCUACUGCUUAUUUCACCCACAUUUUCUAUGCGUUUGUUGUGCCUGAUAAUACAUCAUUCCAAUUGCUCAUAAGCCAAGUUGACGAGCAAACAAUGAUAAACUUCACAUCCGCCAUCCAUUCCCAUAGCCCUGCAACAAAGGCCAUGCUAUCGAUAGGAGGAGAUACAGGUUCUCCAGUACUCCCUAGUAUGAUGAGUUGCCAAGAUAAUCGUGCUGCAUUCAUCAAAUCAACUAUCAAAGUAUCCAGAAAUUACGGCUUUGAUGGCCUUGAUCUUGAUUGGGAAUUCCCUAUCAAAUCAGAAGACAUGCUCAAUCUAGCAUUGCUCCUCAAAGAAUGGCGCCUCGCCAUCAACAUAGAGUCACUAGCUUCCUCUAAGCCUGCACUAAUCUUGUCUGCUGCUGUUUACUUCUCUCCAAACCUUCUCUUAUCGGGGAUAACUUAUCCCACAGAAGUUCUAAGCAACUAUCUUGAUUUCUUGAGCCCUAUGUGCUAUAACUACCAAGGUUCUUGGGACACUUCAGCAACUGGUGCUCCAGCCUUGUUGUAUGAUAAGUCUAGCAAUAUUAGCACGAGCUACGGAAUUUCAGCCUGGAAACAAAAUGGGGUUCCUUCAACAAAGUUAGUCAUGGGAAUUCCCUUAUAUGGAAAUACAUGGGAAUUGAAGGAUCCAAAUGAUCACGGAAUCGGAGCUCCUGCAGUAGGAGUUGGUCCUGGAAGUCACGGAGAAAUGUCGUAUGAUGAUAUAGUAACAUUCAAUUCAGAAAACAAUGCAUCUAUAGUAUACAAUAAUGAAACAGUUUCAACAUAUUCAUAUUCUGGAACAAAUUGGAUUGGAUAUGACGAUACGAACUCCAUCAGAGCCAAGAUCAAGUAUGCUAAGGCUCAGGGUCUUGGUGGUUACUUUUUUUGGGCACUUGGCUCUGACAGCAACUGGACUCUUUCAAGAACAGCUUCUAUGGCAUGGGAUCAUGAUCAAAGCUGA